UUCAAAGCCAAACUACCAGCUCAAGGUCUUUUUUAUCUCUUUUUCAUCACUAACAUUACAUACUACUGUCUCAUUUUUCUUUUGUAUGUCAAUUAAAGUUCAUCACUCUUUCCUUAACUGCAAAUUAAACCUCUAUUUCAAUGUGGUUACCCAAUAUUUUCUCUGCAAAUCACCCUAAAAUACCUUAUUAUAAUUCUCCUUUGAUUCACCAAAAUCUUGUUCAUAAACUCAAUGGACAAACCCAACAUAAUGGACCCAAAAUUAAUGUUGUGUUUCGUUUCUUGCAAAGGCUCACUUCUGGAAAGAAAAUUGAUGGAGGGUCAAGAACUGUAGAAGAAGAGAAGUUGUAUUCUUGGCUGUAUGCUUUGGCUCAAUCUGAGAAAGACUUGGUGUAUGAGUAUGUUCGAUCCACCGAAAGAGGCUUGAGCUUUGCUGAAGCUGACAGAAGACUUAAAGAAUCUGGCCCAAAUAUUCCUCUUGAGAAUACUUUCCCAAAGUGGUGGAAUCUUCUGUGGAUUGCUUCAUUCCAUCCUUUUAACAUCAUUCUUCUUUUCCUCUCAGUAAUCUCUUAUAUUACAAGUGACAGUCCAAAUGGCUGUAUCAUGCUCAUAUUAGUCUUCAUAAGCGUCUCUUUCCGCUUUUACCAGGAAUACAGCAGCUCAAAAGCAGCAAUGAAGCUUGCAGAGUUUGUUAGGUGUCCUAUAAAGGUUCAACGAUGUGCUGGUAGAAUUUUUCAGACUGAAGUACAGGUUAAAGUUGAUCAAAAAGAAGUUGUACCAGGCGAUAUCGUAAUCGUUGAACCAGGGGAUCUUUUCCCCGGUGAUGUGAGGCUUCUUGAAUCAAAGCACCUAGUUGUCAGUCAAUCUUCACUAACAGGCGAAUCUGACACGACUGAGAAAACAGCUUACGUGAGAGAAGAUAACAGCACUCCAUUGCUUGAUCUAAAAAACAUAUGCUUUAUGGGAACAAGUGUGGUGUCUGGUAGUGGAACCGGUCUGGUUAUCUCUACCGGCUUAAAGACGUACCUCAGCACAAUCUUUUCAAAAAUAGGGAAGAAAAGGCCACCAGAUGAUUUCGAGAAAGGCAUCCGCCACAUAUCGUAUGUGCUUAUCAGUGUCAUGCUCGUUGUGGUUACAGUUAUCGUCCUAUCCGUUUACUUUACAUCACAUGAUCUGAGUAAGAGCAUACUAUUUGGAAUAUCAGUUGCAAGUGCACUUACCCCUCAAAUGCUUCCCCUUAUUGUGAAUACUGGUCUUGCGAAAGGAGCUCUUGCCAUGGCCAAAGAUAGAUGUAUAGUUAAGAGCUUAACUGCUAUACGAGACAUGGGAUCCAUGGAUAUAAUAUGCAUAGAUAAGACUGGUACACUGACGGUGAAUUUUUCGACCAUGGUUAAUUACUUUGAUAGUUGGGGUUCACCAAAUGAAACCGUCCUACACUUUGGUUUCUUGAAUGCUUACUUUCAAAACCAAAAUAAGUAUCCUCUGGAUGACGCGAUUAUGGCAUAUGCAUAUACAAAUGGAUACAAGUUUAAGCCCUCGAAGUGGAAUAAGAUAGAUGAGAUUCCCUUUGAUUUUACAAGAAGAAGAGUAUCUGUUAUAUUGGAAACCAAGAUGAGCGCCAAAGACGAACAAAUGAGUAUUGGUGACAGAGUUCUGAUAACAAAAGGAGCACUAGAAGAUAUUUUGAGCAUAUGUUCUUUCAUUGAGCGCGUUGAUGAGGGGAGGAUUUUCGCUUUCACCAAAGAAGAUUACAGAAGAAUUACUGAGCUCUCAGAAAAAUUAAGUAAUGAAGGAUAUCGGGUUCUUGGGUUAGCAAUGAAACAACCCCUACCGCAAGUUGGAGUUAGCAGCAUGAUCUGCGAUAAGGACAUUGAAUCCAAUAUGGUUUUUGUUGGGCUUAUAUCCUUCUUUGAUCCACCAAAAGAUUCUGCAAAAGAAGCGCUGUGGCGCCUUGCAGAGAAGGGAGUAAAAGCUAAAGUAUUGACAGGUGAUACUCUAUCUCUUGCGAUAAGAAUAUGCAAAGAGGUCGGUAUUAAAACAACUCACGUCAUCACUGGACCUGACCUUGAGUCACUAGACACAGAUUCUUUCCAUGAGACAGUGAAGAGAUCAACAGUUUUCGCCCGACUCACACCUUCUCAGAAACUGAGGGUGGUGCAAUCUUUACAAACAAUGGGCGAUCAUGUUGUUGGUUUCUUAGGAGAUGGAGUAAACGAUUCGCUUGCAUUGGAUGCAGCAAAUGUGGGCAUAUCUGUUGACUCCGGUGCUUCAAUGGCCAAAGACUUUGCUAACAUUAUCUUACUCGAAAAAGACCUUAAUGUUCUUGUAGCUGGAGUUGAGCAAGGUCGGCUCACAUUUGGAAACACGAUGAAGUAUAUUAAAAUGUCAGUGAUCGCCAAUCUAGGAAGCAUAAUUUCACUGCUGAUCGCGACAUUAAUUUUCGGAUUUGAGCCCUUGACGCCAAUGCAGCUUCUUACUCAAAACAUCUUGUAUAAUCUUGGCCAAAUUGCAAUACCUUGGGACAAAAUGGAAGACGUUUAUGUUCAAACUCCACAGAGAUGGUCACUAAAAGGCUUAGCGACAUUUACACUAUGGAACGGACCUCUUUGUUCUGCAUCCGAUAUAGCUACACUCUUAUUCCUUUUGCUAUAUUACAAGGUUUCAAGAUUUGAUUUUGAGUUUUUUCGUUCUGCUUGGUUCGUUGAAGGACUUCUGAUGCAAACACUAAUCAUACACCUGAUCCGAACAGAGAAAAUCCCGUUUAUCCAGGAGGUUGCAUCAUGGCCUGUUGUUUGUUCUACUGUUGUUAUAUCAACAAUUGGAAUUGUAAUCCCAUACACAACAAUGGGAAAUGUUCUAGGAUUGACAGCCUUACCAUUGUCAUACUUUGGUUUUUUGGUUGUCCUCUUCUUAGGUUAUUUUUCAUUUGGACAAAUUAUCAAGAGAGGCUACAUUUUGGUGUUCAAGACAUGGCUUUAGGUGUCAAGAAGUAUAAGAGUAACACAUCUGGAAAAAAAAAAUCAUGUAUUUUUCUCUCUCAUGUAAUUCAAGUUUACAGCUAUAUAUAUAGUUUUUGUUAAAGAAUCUU
Nicotiana tabacum (common tobacco) is the source of this 3087-nucleotide messenger RNA. RefSeq lists its product as uncharacterized. NCBI's taxonomy places the organism in Eukaryota, Viridiplantae, Streptophyta, Magnoliopsida, Solanales, Solanaceae. Gene Ontology annotation, cellular component: plasma membrane; intracellular membrane-bounded organelle. The record is from RefSeq and is a predicted model, not a curated record. Gene Ontology annotation, molecular function: P-type magnesium transporter activity; ATP binding; ATP hydrolysis activity. Gene Ontology annotation, biological process: magnesium ion transport.